AUUGAUAACGACAAAUCCACGAGUGGGAAGAAAAAUGUCCGCCAGAAACUCAUGGUCCGAAACAGCUCCUCUUCUCGCUCACCAGCAUCGCUUCCAAUCGCUGCCUGCUCGUCUCCCUUCCUCCGUCCUCGGAAUGGCUUCUGUAACUGACCCUCCCCUUCCCCUUCGAUCGGUCUUCCUCGGCGUCGACGUUGGCACCGGCAGCGCCCGCGCAGGUAUUUUUGAUGAAACCGGAAAGCUUUUGGGCUCUUCUAGCAGCCCGAUACAAAUUUGGAAAGAUGGAAACUUUAUUGAGCAAUCCUCGACAGAUAUCUGGCAUGCAGUCUGUGCUGCAGUGAAAUCAGCAUGCUCCAAGGCAAAUGUCUCGGGGGAGGAAGUGAAGGGUCUUGGAUUUGCUGCUACCUGCUCACUUGUUGCUGUUGAUGCUGAUGGUUCUCCAGUUACAGUAUCUUGCAGUGGGGAUUCAAGAAGAAACGUAAUAGUGUGGAUGGAUCAUAGAGCAGUAGAGCAGGCUGAAAGAAUCAAUUCUUUCAAUUCGCCAGUACUACAGUACUGUGGUGGAUCUCUUUCCCCUGAGAUGCAGCCACCGAAGCUUCUCUGGGUGAAAGAAAAUUUAUCAGAUACUUGGUCAAUGGUGUUCAGGUGGAUGGACUUGAGUGAUUGGUUGUCAUACAGGGCGACUGGUGAUGAUACACGCAGUCUUUGCACCACUGUGUGCAAAUGGACCUAUCUUGGUCAUGCUCACAUGUCACAAUACAAUGAAAAGGAUUCCCGAGAUAUGGAAGCUUGCGGAUGGGAUGAUGAUUUCUGGGAGGAAAUUGGAUUAGGAGAUCUUAUCGAUGGCCAUCAUGCAAAAAUAGGAAGAAGUGUAGCAUUCCCUGGUCACCCAUUGGGUUCUGGUCUGACUCCAGUGGCUGCAAAGGAACUAGAUUUGGUUGCUGGAAUCCCUGUCGGUACUUCAUUGAUUGACGCUCAUGCAGGUGGAGUUGGGGUGAUGGAAAGUAUACCUCUGCAAGAUUCUGAUUCUGAAGAGUUGGACAAGGAGAUGAUAUUGCAUCGCAUGGCAUUAGUUUGUGGAACAUCUACCUGCCAUAUGGCUGUCUCAAGGAAUAAGCUCUUUAUUCCUGGGGUUUGGGGACCGUUUUGGUCAGCUAUGGUACCCGAGUACUGGCUCACGGAAGGUGGUCAAAGUGCCACUGGUGCUCUACUUGAUCACAUAAUUCAAAAUCACGUUGCCUCUCCAAUUCUUGCAAAUCGUGCUGCUUCGAAAAGUACUUCUGUGUUUGAUAUUUUGAACAAGUUGUUAGAGAGUUUGAUGCUUGAUAUGAAGAGUCCCUUCCUUGCUGCUUUGACUGAAGAUAUACACCUACUUCCUGAUUUUCAUGGAAAUAGGUCCCCCAUUUCGGAUCCGAAAUCAAAAGGAGUGAUCUCUGGCUUAACACUUGACACAAGUGAGCAGCAGUUGUCUAUUUUGUACCUUGCCACAGUACAGGCUAUUGCAUAUGGUACACGCCAUAUUGUGGAGCACUGCAAUGCCAAUGGUCACAAGAUUGACACCUUGCUUGCAUGUGGUGGCCUUGCGAAGAAUUCAUUGUUCAUUCAGGAGCAUGCGGAUAUUAUUGGUUGUCCUAUUAUUUUGCCUCGGGAAAGUGAGUCCGUGCUCUUAGGUGCAGCAAUUCUCGGAGCGGUUGCUGCUAGAAAAUAUUCUACCCUGCAAGAAGCCAUGAAGGCCCUGAAUGCUGCUGGUCAAGUGAUUUAUCCGUCGUCAGACCCAAAGGUGAAGGUAUACCAUGAUGCUAAAUACCGUAUUUUCCGAGAGCUUUACGAGCAACAGUUGUCUCAUCGCUCCAUAAUGGCACAAGCUCUGGCAUAGCUGAUAUAGUUCGGUAUCGAAACACACACACUUCCAUCUUGCUCCAUUUGUUUCUGUUUUUGAGUUUUUCAAGCUCUUGCUUGCUUUGCUUCAACAGCCUUCUAGAUUUACCUUUCUGGUGAUGGCUGGCCAGCAUGGGAAGUGAAAUAAGGAAACAUCUCCACAGUUCUGAUACUGGUACUGUCUGUAGAUAACUUGAACAUGUCAAGAUUGUUUCUAUUGGCAGAUCUCUCUCUCUCUGUUGCCAAUAAACUAUUCUUUCAUUGAAA
This is a messenger RNA of Momordica charantia (bitter melon), 2142 nucleotides long. The record is from RefSeq and is a predicted model, not a curated record. Lineage: Eukaryota; Viridiplantae; Streptophyta; Magnoliopsida; Cucurbitales; Cucurbitaceae.